Messenger RNA from Protobothrops mucrosquamatus (brown spotted pit viper), 1246 nucleotides. It is a transcript of the gene MRPL32, whose product is annotated as mitochondrial ribosomal protein L32. The transcript is spliced from 3 exons. NCBI's taxonomy places the organism in Eukaryota, Metazoa, Chordata, Lepidosauria, Squamata, Viperidae. Gene Ontology annotation, molecular function: structural constituent of ribosome. Gene Ontology annotation, biological process: translation. Gene Ontology annotation, cellular component: mitochondrial large ribosomal subunit. The coding region runs from base 329 to 862 and encodes 177 amino acids. The record is from RefSeq and is a predicted model, not a curated record.
CUGGCACGUGAUUUCCGCAGCUUUAUGACAAAUGAAGUUCACCUGAUAAUUCCCGAAAGCAGCACGUGGCUCUGAAUUUCUAGGAAUGCCGUGAAUUAUGAUAAAUCUGGGAGAUGGGCUACAGGUGCUCUCAGUGGCAGCCUCUUGUGCACUUUGAAAGUCAAAAGUCGCACAACGAGAACGGUAGUUACUCAAAGACGUGUGACAGUCACAUGCCAAUGUGGGUAGUUUGACUCCGUUUCCCAGGAUUCCUUGCGGUGGCUACCAACACGGAUUUCGUAGGAAACCUGUGGGCGGAGCCGCGAGGGGUGCCGGGAAAGCGAGGAAUAUGGCUGCUGUGUUGGUGUUCUCAUCCCCUUUCCCCAAACUCCGUCGUUUUCUCCGAAACUGCUGGGGGCAGCUUGGCGGCCACGCAGGGCCAUGGGCUCCUGCUUUAGCAGUACAAGCUCCAGAUUCUUUACUCAAUCCUGGGGAAGAGAAAACUGAGUAUUUUGAAAACCCCAGCUUUUUAGACAGCAUACUUUGGAUGCCAGCUCCAAAGUCAAGGCGAACAAUUGAAGUGAAUCGCACCAGACGAAGGAAUUCUAACCAUCUUCUAAAAAUAAAGAGAAACAUAGAUAUUUGUCCUGAAUGUGGCAACCUGAAAGAGAAGCAUGUUCUUUGUGGCUAUUGUUAUGAAAAAGUUAAACAGGAAACUUAUGCCAUAAGAAAUCAAAUUAGAUUAUUGGAAAAUGGACCACAUAAGGCUCCCAUUAUAGAAAGUAUUGUGCUCUAUACAGGAGAAAAACCCAGAAAUGAAGAUGAAGGCAAGCGAAUUAUCGAAAGGAACAGGAAACGUCCAUCUUGGUUUACAUUGGACUAAACAGACAUCAAAGUGGAAUGGUUGAUUCCCUUAUACAAAUACUAGUUUGGAUAGUAAUACAUUCAGAAGACUGUACUGUACUUUAUACUGUAGUUGCUCAAGCAUGCUAUUUGCAGGACUAUGUGUGUGAGUGUUUGUACUUUUUUUUAUAGAGUCUGGGUUUUAUUUUGUCUUUUAACAUUCAUCCAGAAUUUAAUUCUACAUUUGGAAUCUGUAUGGAUAGGGGAAUUGGCUGUUAACGUAGUAAUACCAUAAGCUUAUAGUAACCUGUCCUAAAUAAGUUAUCAUUUGCAGAAGUGGUAUGUAAUUGCAUACAAAGAUGGAUUGUAUGUUAUUUCAAAUUGAAUUUAAAAUGCAUUUGCAAUUAAAGCAUAUUCAAUUUCA